This is a messenger RNA of Opisthocomus hoazin, 2355 nucleotides long. The record is from RefSeq and is a predicted model, not a curated record. NCBI's taxonomy places the organism in Eukaryota, Metazoa, Chordata, Aves, Opisthocomiformes, Opisthocomidae.
AUGCCGGCCGAACGCUUCCAGGGAGAGGAUGAAAUCCAGUUGACACCCUGGAGGGAUUUUCCCAUCGAAGACUCGGACCCGUUUGCCCCCGCGGAUGAAGAGAAGUGGGAUUUCGUCCUGGUGAGUGACAUCCACGAAGUGGGCAGCAAGAAGGAGAUCAAGAGGAAGAAGUUCCUGGACGAGCUGAGCAAGAAGGGGUUCACCAUCAAGAAAAUUGAGGACAAGAAGCUGUUUUACGGAGUCCGUGCCCCAAAACAGAUCUUUCAGAAGUACCAGUGGCUCCUGAGGAACCCCGACAGAAGGCUGCAAAACCCCGAUGCCUAUCACGACAUACCAGUGACCACCAGGAUACGGAUCGUGAACUUCAUCCUGCAGAACACAGCGACUCCCGACCUCGAGAAGCUGCGUGACCUGAUGAAGGAGAAGGUCUUUGAGGCAACAUUUCCCCUGCACGAGAAAGAAGAGGUGAGGGAAUUCCUAAAGGAGAAAUGGGCUCGCUGGAGAGAUAUAUUUCGCCAACAGCCGAUUGAGAAGAUCAGGUGCUAUUUCGGUGAGAAGGUGGCCCUGUACUUUGCCUGGCUGGGCUGGUACACCUACCUGCUGGGCUUCGCUGCAGUGGUUGGACUGGUGGUCUUCGUGGCUGGGAUUACUGGUUUCAAUUCCAGCCAGGUGAGCAAAGAGAUCUGUGAAGCCAACACCACCAUCAUGUGCCCGCUCUGCGACCAGCAGUGCCCGUUCUGGCUGCUCUCCGACACCUGCACCUACGCCAAGGUCACUCACAUGAUCGACAACGAGGGGACGGUCUUGUUUGCCAUGUUCAUGGCCAUCUGGGCCACUGUGUUCCUGGAGCUGUGGAAGAGGCAGAGAGCCACCGUGGUCACCGACUGGGACCUGUACAGGUGGGAUGAGGAAGAGGAGGAGCUAGCCAUGGAGCUGAUCAAUAAUUUGCAGCACGAACCCCAGAAGUACCAGCACUCCUACUUCCGCAGCACCAUCGUACUCCUCUUGGUUCUGCUGAUGAUUGCCGUGCUGAUUGGCAUCACCCACGCGCUUGUCAUCUCCCGGGUGAUAGCAACAGCUUACUUCACCCAGAGCAACUUCAAGUUCCUUCGUGAGAAGGCCAACACGAUGGCGGUGAUGGCGGGGGCCGUGUUGCACUACUUGACCAUUGUCAUCAUGACCAAGGUCAACAGGCGUGUGGCCCUCUAUCUCUGUCACCUGGAGAAACCACGGACCUUCUCCCAGCAUGAGAACCACUUCACCAUGAAGAUCUUCACUUUUCAGUUCUUCACAAACUUCUCUUCACUCAUCUACAUCGCCUUCUUCCUGGGACGGAUCAACGGCCACCCAGGGAACUACGUGCGCAUCGCUGGCAAGUGGAGGCUGGAGGAGUGCCACCCCAGCGGCUGCAUCACCGACCUCUUCAUCCAGAUGGCCAUCAUCAUGAUGCUCAAGCAGACCAUCAGCAACGUGAUGGAGUAUCUCGUCCCCUGGAUAGCCUACAAGCUACGCAAGAAGCAGCAGCAGCGCCCCAAGAAGAGAAGCAUGGUGUUAGGAGAGGACGAGGAGGCCGAGGACCCCUGCAAAAGGCAGUGGCUGAGCAACUAUCGACUCAACGAGGUCAACAUCUUCAGCUUGUUUGACGAGUUCUUGGAGAUGGUGAUCCAGUACAGCUUCACCACCAUUUUCGUCGCCGCUUUUCCCCUUGCCCCGCUGCUGGCGUUCUGCAACAACCUCAUUGAGAUCCGCAUGGAUGCCAUCAAGAUGAUGCGGCUGUACCGGCGCAUGGUGCCCAGGAAGGCCAACGACAUCGGUGAGACGGGGCCCAAGGAGCACCCUCCUUCCAGCACCGCUGCCCGUGCAACCGGUGCCGGCGUUCAGCCCCCUCCCCACUGUGAAGCCCCUGAGCAUCCCUUUGCCAGGGACUGGUACCGGGAUUACAGGAACGCCGACGACUACAGCCACACGGUCCAGUUCUGGCACAUCUUCGCGGCCCGGCUGGCCUUCCUCAUCCUCUUCGAGCACGUGGCCCUGUGCGUCAAACUGAUCGCAGCCUGGUACGUCCCCGACGUCCCCCAGUCGGUCAAGAACCAGUUUCUGGACAGAAAACACAGCAACCUGCGUAAAGAGCUGAGCGACCCGCGCACUGACUCGGGGCAGAGGCAGCUUCAGGAGCAAAGGCUUUGCUCGUCACUGCCCAGGAAGGGUAACGUGCCCUCAGACGCGUCGCGCUGCUCAGCGAACAGCAACAGCUGCCUCCCUGUGUCGGAGGCGAACUGCGGGGAUACACUGACCGAAACGUGGGAGCUGCAGGGGUGCCACGGCGUGAGCACGCCGUCAGAGACUGGCAGCUAG